Molecule: messenger RNA, 2097 nt
Organism: Clonostachys byssicola
Lineage: Eukaryota; Fungi; Ascomycota; Sordariomycetes; Hypocreales; Bionectriaceae
Source: the annotation of a GenBank genome assembly
AUGCAUCAAGCACUUCUUACAGCGAUAGGCAUUGCGGUUCUGCCAUUCGUCACUGCUGAAAUCAGUUGGGAUGAGGCCUACGCCAAAGCAAAGGCUGCCGUUGCCAAAAUCUCCAUCCCGGAGCAGGUUGGCCUCGCCACCGGACAAGGGCGAGGCACAUGCGUAGGAAACAACUACCCCGUCGACUCCAUCGGUUAUCGUUCCCUAUGCUUGAAUGAUGGACCCCUGGGCGUGAGCCGUGCCACCGCCGCUACCGCCUUCACACCGAGCAUCCAUGCCGCCUCAACCUGGGACAGGGAGCUCGUUCGUCAGCGCUCCCAAUUCCACGGCGAGGAGGCCAAAGCCCUGGGCGUCCAGGUUCUGCUCGGUCCUGUUGCUGGCCCGAUAGGUAAAAUACCAGAGGCAGGUCGCAACUGGGAGGCAUGGGGCUCUGAUCCCUACCUCAACGGCGUCCAUUCUGCCAUCGCCAUUCAAGAAAUGCAGAGGACUGGCGUUCAGGCCUGUAUCAAACACUAUAUUGGAAACGAACAAGAACUCAACCGUACUACUAUGUCGAGUAAUAUCGAUGAUCGAACUAUGCAUGAAGUCUAUCUCUGGCCAUACUAUGACGCUGUUCGUGCCGGGGCUACCUCCGUCAUGUGCAGCUACAAUAAGCUCGAUGGUGUAUGGGCAUGCGAGAAUGACCAUAUCCUCAACAAGCUCCUCAAGACAGAGCUGGGGUUCCCGGGAUAUGUCAUGUCCGAUUGGGGCGCGCACCAUACCACCGUGCUGAGCGCCAACUCCGGUCUUGACAUGUCCAUGCCCGGAUCCGCGUACAACAGCUCGAGUAACCUAUGGGGCGGCAACUUGGAGCGCGCCAUCCGGUGUGGAAAGGUCAAGAGGGAGCGUGUGGCGGAUAUGGCGCUCCGCAUCCUCGCCGGAUACUACAAGACAGGGCAAGAUGGGGGAUACCCUUCGGUUGACUUUACCCGCGAUGUCCAGAGCAAUCACGGCGAGAACGUUCGCAAGACAGCCCGCGAUGGCACCGUCUUGCUCAAGAAUGAAGGCAGUAUCCUUCCUUUGAAAUCACCAAAGAGCAUCGCUGUGGUUGGCUCGGGCGCCACCACCGACGGCGCGGUUGGGAUGGGCGGUGGCUCAGGAGCUGCCCGAUACCCAUACUUCAUCGCCCCGAUCGAUGCCAUUAGAGAAAAGGCAGCGACUUUCGGGGGCGAGGUGACGCAGAGCGAGACUGACGACCCGGAAGAGGGCGCCAGCGCAGCAAAGGACAAAGAUGUGGCCUUUGUCUUUCUCACAAGCUUCGGAACAGAAGGCCGUGAUCGGUCUAGUACGUUGGCGCCAGAUGACAAUGGGUAUGAUCUCGUCCAAGCGGUGGCAGAGGCCAGCGAGAAUGUCAUCGUCGUGGUACAUGCCGUCGGGCCCAUCAUCCUGGCACCCAUACUGGAGCUUCCCUCGGUCAAGUCGAUCGUCUGGGGUGGACUUCCGUCGCAGGAGAGUGGCAACGCUCUGGUGGAUGUUGUCUGGGGCGAUGUGAACCCCAGCGGCAAGCUGGUGUAUACCAUUGCGAAAGAUGCGGCUGACUAUAACACGAGAUCCCUACCUACAGAUGAUGACUUUAGUGAGGGUCUCUACAUCGAUUACCGCCACUUUGAUAAGGAAGGCAUCGACCCAGAGUAUGAAUUUGGAUUUGGACUAUCAUACACUGAGUUCAAGUACUCCGACAUUCAGAUCAGCUCUCAGGCAAGGAGCGGUCCUGCCAGCGGUGAAAUCGCCCCCGGAGGUCAGAGAGAUCUUUGGGACGAGGUUGUCAAAGUCACUACCAAGAUUACCAACGUGGGAAAGGUCGCUGGCGCAGAAGCCGCACAAUUAUAUAUUACCUUCCCGGAAUCAACUGAUACACCUCGGCAGCUGCGUGGCUUUGACAAGGUCUUUCUCAAUCCCGAUGCGUCAGGGACCGUGGCAUUUUCUCUUUUGCGUAGGGAUCUGAGUGUAUGGGAUGCGGAAAAUCAUGUAUGGACCAUCCCUAAGGGUAAGAUUGUAGUGAAUGUCGGAGCAAGCAGCAGGGAUCUGAGGCUCGAGGGCGUUAUCGAAAUCGCUUAG